AUGACCAGCAGCGCUCCGGAGUGCGACGCCGAGGCGGCAAACGAGACACCGGAGACCGGAAAUGAGUCUGGAUGUCUUUUAACUCGCGGAGUAAUUUACACUCUUCAGCAGCUUUCAAGACCCCAAAAGACGGCUGGCGUGAUAGCAAUAUCAACAGGGAAUUUCGCUUCAAUUCUUUGCUAUUAUGGAUGGAAAUUUAGAAUUGCAGUAACGGUGGUGAUACUGGACUCAGCGGACGAUGAAGUACUCGAACUAUGUGAACAAUAUUCAAAUUCAGUUUCAUCAAUAAAUGUGAUUAAGAUUAAGAGUGACAGUCUGUUAGAAGCUCACAAAUUCGCCUUGGCCUACGCUAUUAAACAUGGUCUAGUGUAUCUUGAUAGUUACAAUCAUCCGAACAUGAUCAUUGGUCAAGCCACAGUGGGUUUAGAAAUCCUAGAACAAAUGUGUGAUUCCAUUGAUGCGGUGAUAUUGCCGACGACGUUCAAUGGUUGUUCAUUAACGGAAGGUAUGGCAGUAGCGAUCAAACGACGUGCUCCAGAGAUACAAGUUAUUAAAGUUAAACCUAAUGCUAUUGAUCGUAAUAUGGAAGGAGUUAAACAAGAGGCUUUGCGUAACGAAUUAAACAUUCCAGUAAGAGGACGUUAUUUUUGUUAUGACAAUCUGGAGAAAAGCUUUAUCGACAAAUGUAUUACGAUAGAUCAAGCAUGGAUUGAUAUAGCGACCGAAUAUCUAUUAGAUACUGAAAGUGUUUGUGAUCUUCACGCUUCAAUUGCUUUAGCACCGAUUCUAUCUGGUCAGCUCGACAAUUUAAAGGGAAAAAGUGUGAUAAUACCUUUAUUCGGCAGAACUGAUUCAAUGGAUUUCGUAAAGGCUGAUCGAUAUGCGAUGCUUAUAAAUGCUAUAAAUCGACGUUAUUUUACACUAUAACUUACUUAACUGCAUAUUUAGAUCAUUUGCAAAAUCAAGAACAAAAAUUCAAUUAACAUGAAAAUCGUUGUUUCAAUGAUGGCGUUCUUGUAAGGAUUAAAUGAGGAUAUAACUUUUCCAAUAACUUUAUCUUAUUUAUUGUAAAUACAUUUUUAUAAAACUUCAAGAAUUCUUGAAUUCUGUCGAUAAGAAAUACAUAUAAAUAA
Pogonomyrmex barbatus (red harvester ant) is the source of this 1133-nucleotide messenger RNA. RefSeq lists its product as uncharacterized. Gene Ontology annotation, molecular function: threonine deaminase activity; L-serine ammonia-lyase activity. NCBI's taxonomy places the organism in Eukaryota, Metazoa, Arthropoda, Insecta, Hymenoptera, Formicidae. Gene Ontology annotation, biological process: L-serine catabolic process; L-threonine catabolic process. The record is from RefSeq and is a predicted model, not a curated record.